AUGGCAUAUCCUGCAGCUGCUCCGGCAUCGCCCAUGGCCGCUGCCGGGCCCUCGACAGCUCGUUACACCGAUACCCCGCCACCGGGCCAAUUUCCACUUUCCAAGCGAGAUAAACGACGAAAUGCCCUCCAGGAUAGAGUUAACGAGUUGAAGGAAGCCUUUGGGAACAACAGAGACUAUCACUUCCGACAGAGGGUGCAUGAACUUCAGAAUGAGAUGGCGUUGAUCUCUAACGCUCAGAUCUAUGAAGACUGGCCCAUCAGUGACUCGCCAGAGGACGUUGCGAAGCAGUUGACACAGUUGGCUGCCAAUGGGCAGAUUACUUCCGACACCCCUAUCUCCGGGAGAUGGUAUUCCAACUUUGUUCAGGAGAUAAACCGGAGUAAGGAAGAGAGAGAUGCAGAAUUAACUGUUAUGAUGAACCGACAUCGUGACUGUUUAAACCGAAUUAAACAAGAACGUGAUUUUCGAAUCCAGCUCGCCGCCGAGGAGUGCAAGAGACUCACGGAAACCAUCCGCGAACGACUAGUUCAAUCAGUCUCCCACCGAAAAAACCGCCUUAUGCGAGAGAAAGAGCAGCUGGAUGUUGCUGAUACUAAUGCGUUGCUUCUACACCCCAAUCAGUUCAGUAUAGCCAAUCCGGGUAGCCCCGGUGGUAUCCAGGGCAAUCGGAAGACGAGACACACGCGACAUAGGAUCGAUGCGGACGACAUUGGUGGCGGAAUUAUCAGCGAGCCGAUUAAUAAACGGAAGAGAAAGGCUAUAGAUGAAGAAUUUGGCGCUUCUCCUAACCCCGAGGGGCUUUCGACUCCUGCAGACCGGGCAAAGUCAAGGAUGUCUCAGCAACAAAACGCAGCAGCAUACAGCAUCCUAUCCCUAUUUACUGAGAAGGAGUUGGCAAUGCAUAGCAAUGCCGCUCACGUGGCCGCAGUCCACUUUCUCUCUGCUUCUAAACGUGCCAAACAAGCAAGCCAGAACGCAAACGGACAGUCUAUCGACAAGGAUGACAUACCAGGCUCUGGCGAUGCAAGUAGCCAGGAAGAUGCCACACCUGGGGCAGCCGAAAUGGAACGCUCAGCUAGUCAGAACGUACACGCAACUCGCUCGACACGCACCAAUGGCACCGGUGCCCUAAACCUUCUCGGAGAAUUAACGGAAAAGAACUCUACUCGCACAAACCUUCCAUACUAUAUCCUUGGUAGCUAUCACCAGCGACCGAACGGAUCAUCGAGUGCCCCCACCCCACCCGCUCUCAUGCCGGAAGAGAUUGAGGACGACCUAGCACGUAUCGAGCGACUGAGCAACACAAAACCCCCAGGAUGGGCCGAUAACCGUUUGAUCAACAACUUGUUGACUACUCUUAUGGGUACAGAUGAUGAGCAACCUACUCGCCAUUCCAACCCGCCAAGAAUAGGCUCGUUGCAUCCAGACUUCCCUCCCACCAUGGACGUUCAUCUUGUCCGGGCAGCCCCUCGAAAGUCAUGA
Molecule: messenger RNA, 1485 nt
Organism: Microsporum canis CBS 113480
Lineage: Eukaryota; Fungi; Ascomycota; Eurotiomycetes; Onygenales; Arthrodermataceae
Exons: 2
Coding region: 1-1485 (494 amino acids)
Biological process (GO): negative regulation of transcription by RNA polymerase II
Cellular component (GO): Sin3-type complex
Molecular function (GO): histone deacetylase binding
Source: RefSeq, a predicted model, not a curated record